AGAACACUGUCAACCACGCAACAUACAUGCAAAGUCGUCAUGGAGCUGAUUGAAACUGAGAGGCACUACGUCAGGGACCUAAUCAGCCUGAUAGAACGCUACCUAGAGCCCCUUCGAGAUGAAAUGUUCCUAUCUGGCGAUGAGUUAGACCAGCUGUUUGGCAACAUUAGAGGUAUAGUUCAAUUCCAGAAACUUUUUCUCCAAAGUCUUGAGGAAGCAAUUGAAACUAUCCCUGAUUUCCGUGCAAGCAAUUUCAAAGACGAAGACCUAAGACGUGUUUUGUCUUUGGUGGGAGGCUCAUUCAUGUACUACGCACACCAUUUCAAGCUGUAUAGCUCCUUUUGUGCUAGUCACUCGAAAGCCCAAAAGAUGAUUGCAUGCGAAGAAAAUGCGGCCCUGCAAGAAUUUUUAAAAGCUCGCAAUCCCAGGCAGCAGCAUUCUUCGACUAUCGAGUCUUUCCUCAUUAAACCGAUCCAGCGAAUACUGAAAUAUCCGUUACUGCUGAAACAGCUGGUCGAAUUAAGUGCACCGCAGUCCUACGAACACGCACACUUGAAAGACGCUCUGAGAGCCAUGGAAGCCGUUGCAGAACACAUCAACGAGAUGCAGAAGAUUUACGAGGAGUACGGGGUUGUACUAGAGGAGCUUUCAAAGCAACAUAAACAACAACAAUUACUUUAUAAUCAGCCUCCAACAUCCUCCUCAGCAGCAGCAGCGCCAUCUACAUCAGUGGACCUGAACGUGGGCGAAUUACAAAUGUACGGAACUGUUAACUGGGUCAACUGGGACGAGGAAUUGACGUCGGUGAAGUUGCGCAAGGAUUGUGACCUUUUGACCUUGGUCUUCAUCUUCAAGACAGCAGUCGUCAUACUGGCCAGGGAGAGACAGAAGAAUAAGAAGAAAGGAAAAAAUGUCAACUCAAAAAGUAAUAUAGUUGGAAGCUUCCAGAUGGAAACUUGCAGAUUCAAGCUGGUCAUUCCAGUUGACCAGCUGCAGGUAAGGACUCUGGUCGGAGAUGCGACUGAUAAGCAUGGGUUGUGGGAGCUUGUAUUCUGUAGAUCAGAGAAGGAAGGCAGACCUAAAAAAGUUUUUCAAUUCGUGAGUUCUCACAGGGCACGAAACGACUUCAUACGUACGAUACAUCACGCCAUGCACGAGAAUAUUCGAAGGUCGACAUUAAAUUCCGACCUUGAAAGUUUAAAGUUCAGAUCGUUACCGAAUCAGCAGCAGCAACAGCAGCAGCAGCAACAGCUGAUUAUACAGCAAAGACAGCAGCAGCAACAUCAGCAGAUGUAUGUCGUUUCUCUUGGAGCCGGACGCUUGCUAGGCAACAACAAUCAAGCCACUCCAGCCAAACCAUCAACAUCUGCCACAUCCUCCUUGAGCAACCUCAACAACCAGCCAACCGCCAUCAUCAGGCCAAUCUGUCCUCACUCCAACCACCAGAGAUUUACUCAACCAUUACCACAACAAAAAUCGUCGUCAUCAUCAUCAUCAUCACAUCCGCAAUCACGUGAUCAAUCAACUUCCGGAAGAGGUUUGUCGGUAGGAGCCGCUUCGCAUUUUAACUGUCGCGACGACUCCUGCAUCUACGGAACCGGAAGCAGUAACUUUACUAAAAACAACAACGCAGGUAAUACCAAAAACACUAAUAACAUUAACCCAAACGCCAAUUUUUCUAAUAAAAACACCAAUUUAUACAGCGCUAACUUUAUUAACAACAGUAGUUUAAGUAGCAGCAGUAUUCAUAGUGGUAGUAAUUGUUUUACUCCUAUCACAAGCGAUUACGUUAGCAAUAAACACAUUUGUAGUAGUGCAAGUAGCAACGGCCAUAACACUAAAAGUAGCAGUAGUAGCUAUUUUAAUAGUAGUCAUAGUAAUGUUGUUAAAAAACUGUGAAACAAUCACACGUACACACCCAUACAAACACGUACAUACACACACACAUAUAAACACGCGCACGCACACACACACACACACACACACACACACACACAUAUAUAUAUAUAUAUAUAUAUAUAUAUAUACUUAUUGCGAUGUUAUUGAUGGUUGUUUUAUAGACUUAACAUUAUCAUUGACAACGUAUAUAUAUUUUUUCAUAUUUUUAAUAUAAUUAUAAUAUAAUUAAAAUUAUCAUGACUUGAUAUUAAUAUAAGUAAUUUGUUUUUAUAUUUUAUUUAUUAAAUGUGCGUGUGUGUGUGAGUGUGUUUGCUUGUGUGUAAGUGUGUGUGUUUGUUUUUGUGUGUGUGUGUUAUAUUAAGUAUUCGUAAAUCAAAUAUAUUGCAUAUGUUUGCGAUCUUUUUGCAUCAUGUUAUUUAUUCGGAAACAGACACUUAUACACAUACACCACACACACACACACACACACACACACACAUACACACACACAAACAUGCAAACGUUUGUAUAUAUAUAUAUGUAUAUAUAUAACACUUGGUUAAAAAAUUUCAUGACAUUUCAAUACUUAUAUAUAUAUAUCACUAUUGAUAAAUGAAUGAAUGAACGUUUGAAUGAACGAUUGAGUGAAUGAAUGAACGAAUGAAUGAGUAAAUGAAUGAACGAAUGAAUGAGUAAAUGAAUGAACGAAUGAUUGAAUGUUUGAUUGAAUGAAGGAAAAAAAACAAAUAUAAAUCAGAUAAUUAUUGAGAAGCGUCUUCGCAUGGUUCAAUACUUUUUUAUUUUAAUCACAAACAUUUAACAAAUAAAUAUAUGAACGAAUUAUGGAUAAAAAAAACGAAUAGCUAAAUUAAUAAAUGAUUUAAUGGAUAGAGAUAAUAUUGACUGUCAAUUUAUAUAUCUGUAGUCAUAAUAUCAUUAAUAAUACUUUUGCAUUGUUUGGGUCAAAAGGGCUCUUUAAAUUAUGAGAAACUAUGAAUAUGACAAAAUGAAUAAAUAUAAUAUAAUUAUGAAUAAAUAUAAUAUAAUUUAUAAUACCUUUUCGGUGAAAAAUUAAUAGAUAUUUGUAUAUUUUUUUUUAUUAAAAUAAAUUAUAUAUGUACAUAUGUUGAGUCAAUGAUGUUCAUUUUUUUUACGUUAACUUUGCAAGUAAAGAUUGUAAAGUGUCAAUAUUUCAAUAUUUCAAUUUCGUCAUCAGCACAUUCAUUCAUUUAUUCGUUCAUUCAUUCAUCCAUGCAAUCAUUCAUUCAUUCAUUCAUAUAUUCAUUCAUUCAUACAUUUACACUUUUACGCAUUCACCCAUCCAUCCAUUCAUUCUUUCAGCCAUCCAUUCAAUCAUCCAUCCAUUCAUUCUUUCAUCUAUUCAUUCAUUCAUUCAUUCAUUCAUUCAUCCAUCCAUUCAUUCAUUUAUUCGCUCAUCUCCUCAUUUAUUUCUCCAAAAAUAUGUCCAUCUAUCAUCCCACUGGCACAGCCAUCGUGCGUCCUUGGGCAAGGCUUGAAUCCGCAAAGUCGCAAGCUCACGUUGUAGAGGGCGGCGAUGAUGUCCGCUCCACACUUCAGCGCUAUUUCCCUCUCUGUACAUUCC
Molecule: messenger RNA, 3481 nt
Organism: Helobdella robusta
Lineage: Eukaryota; Metazoa; Annelida; Clitellata; Rhynchobdellida; Glossiphoniidae
Exons: 11
Coding region: 40-1899 (619 amino acids)
Biological process (GO): small GTPase-mediated signal transduction; positive regulation of axonogenesis; activation of GTPase activity
Cellular component (GO): synapse; membrane
Molecular function (GO): guanyl-nucleotide exchange factor activity
Source: RefSeq, a predicted model, not a curated record